CCCUCCCAAUCAUGUGAUUCAGGUGUUCCAAUCCCCUCCCAAUCAUGUGAUUGAGGUGUUCCAAUCUCCUCCCAAUCAUGUGAUUCAUGUGUUCCAAUCCCCUCCUCAUAUCAUGUGAUUCAGGAGUUCCAAUCCCCUCCCAAUCAUGUAAUUCAGGUGUUCCAAUCCCCUCCAUAUCAUGUGAUUCAGGUGUUCCAAGGUGUUCCCCUCCUAAUCAUGUGAUUCAGGUGUUCCAAUACCCUCUUAAUCAUGUGAUUCAGGUGCUCCAAUCCCCUCCCAAUCAUGUGAUUCAGGUGUUGCAAUCCCCUCCAUAUCAUGUGAUUCAGGUGUUCCAAUCCCCUCCAUAUCGUGUGAUUCAGGUGUUCCAAUCCCCUCCAUAUCAUGUGAUUCAGGUGUUCCAAUCCCCUCCCAAUCAUGUGAUUCAGGUGUUCCAAUCCCCU
Staurois parvus is the source of this 440-nucleotide messenger RNA. The record is from the annotation of a GenBank genome assembly. NCBI's taxonomy places the organism in Eukaryota, Metazoa, Chordata, Amphibia, Anura, Ranidae.